This is a messenger RNA of Emericellopsis atlantica, 2967 nucleotides long. RefSeq lists its product as uncharacterized. The transcript has 4 exons. Bases 1 to 2967 code for a protein of 988 amino acids. The record is from RefSeq and is a predicted model, not a curated record. NCBI's taxonomy places the organism in Eukaryota, Fungi, Ascomycota, Sordariomycetes, Hypocreales, Bionectriaceae.
AUGUCGAGAAAGCUCAAGGUACUCAUCGGCGCCAUUGCGUGCUUCCCGCUGUGCGCAUGGGCCUUGUUGGACGACGCGAUCGUGUCCUUUGAAGCCUCGGACUCCUGCGUCGACAUUACCUACUCGAACAUCCUCUGCUCGCCGGAGGAACCAGUCGGCAUCCACAUCGCUGCGGAGAGCCUGGCAACCGACUUUCAGCAGAUCACCGGAGUGGGCCGAUCAGUGAUCAAGGUCGAUGGCGCAGAUGCUGCUCCCGCCUCGGACACAGCCAUCAUUGUCGGCUCCCUGGACUCGGCUCUGAUCCAGCACCUCUCCUCCAACGGCCACCUCGACGUCUCCCAGCUGGAGGGCAAGUGGGAGUCAUUUGUCACCAGCGUUGUCGAGAAUCCCCUGCCUUCUGUACAAAGGGCUCUCGUGAUCGCUGGCAGUGACAAGCGAGGCACGAUCUUUGGCAUCUACACCCUCGCGGAACAAUCUGGACAAUCACCGUAUCACUUUUGGGCUGAUGUCCCGCCCAAGAAGCACGACCACAUCUUCGCCCUUGCAAAGACGGUCUUUCAGGGGGAGCCGAGCGUCCAGUACCGUGGGCUGUUCAUCAACGACGAGGAGCCCGCCCUGAACGGCUGGUGGGCCAGGUACAAUGGCCAGGUCCGCCAUCCCCUCGACUCGGGGUUCUAUGCGCACGUCUUCGAUCUUCUGCUCAGGCUGAGGGCAAACUACCUGUGGCCAGCCAUGUGGGCGUCCUCCACACCACCCCCCGGCAACAUCUUCUUCACCGACGAUCCCAAGAACCAGCAGCUUGCUGACGACUAUGGCAUUGUCGUGGGCACGAGCCACCACGAGCCCAUGCAACGAGCCACCAACGAGUGGAAUGUCAGCGAGACGGGCGGGUGGGACUGGUCCAAGAAUAGGGGGAAUAUGACUACCUUUAUGGAUGAAGGCGUGGCGAGGGCCGGAAACAACGAAUCCUACUUUACGAUUGGGAUCAGAGGUCUCGGCGACGAGGCCAUGGAAGCGGACGACGCGUCCCGUGUUCUCUCCGAGGUCUUUGAAGUCCAGCGCGAGAUCAUUGAAAAGUAUCAUGGUUCCAAGGAUGCUGUACCCCAGGUGUGGGCGCUCUACAAGGAGGUCAUGCCCUACUAUGAGGCUGGACUGAAUCCACCAGACGAUGUCACGAUUCUAUUCCCCGAUGACAACUUUGGCAACGUGCAUCGUCUGCCGAUUGGAAACGAGAGCGAAAGAGCCGGUGGCUGUGGUGCCAAGGUCUACAAGGAACUCUCCCAGACCUAUAUGAGAGGCGCCACUGGCCUUUGGGUGAUCAACGUGGGGGAUAUCAAGCCCAUGGAGGUGCCCCUGAACAUGGCCAUGGACAUGGCGUGGAACAUGGACCGAUUCACCCCCGACAAGCUUCUCUCCUACCUGGAAGCCUUUGCGACGCGCGAGUUUGGACCAGACCACGCCAAGGAGACGGCCGAGGUGCUUCUCGAGUACAGUCAUCUCGUCGGCAUCCGCAAAUAUGAGCACGUCACGUCGGGGACCUACUCGGUCGUCAACUACCACGAGGCGGAGAGGGUGCUAGGUCGGUGGAAGACGCUGGCCGCACGGGCCAAGUCCGUCCAUGACCAGCUCCCCGAGAAGCUCAAGCCAGCAUACUACCAGUUGGUGUACUAUCCCGCCGCCACCGGCGCCGUCUACCACUCGGUGGUCAUUGGGGUGGGCAUGAACUACCGGCACGCCCAGGAGCGUCGCAACUCGGCCAACCAGCUCGCCCACGAGGUCCUCGCCCUCUUUGACGAGAGCUACGACUUUGUCGAGGCGUGGGACGCCAUGCUCUGCGGCAAGUGGCAGAAGAUGAUGUCGCAGGCCGUCUACGACGCCGUGCCCCAGGACCCCAAGCUGUGGGCGAACCCAUCCCGCGACCUGCUCGCCAACAUCUCCUUUGUCCAGCUGCGCCAGAACAUGCAGCUCUCCGAGGGCAACCUCGGUCUCUACGCCGAGGAGUCGGACAGCCCCGUGCAGCAAGCGCGCUGGGCCGAGUCGGUCGACUCGUCCAUGCCCACGGUCGAGUAUCCCGCUCUCCUGCCCGUCAUGGACCCGUACGGACCGCCGGUGCGCCACCUCGACGUGUUCCAUCGGGGAGACUACCGCGUGCCCAUCCACUGGACCCUGGGCGAGAUGCCUGAGCCGUGGGUGUCGAUCCAGCCGGCCUCGGGGACGGUAGGGGACGACCACAUGGUCGAGCGGCUGAACAUUACCAUCGACUGGGCCCAGGUACCCGAGAGCUUCAACGACACGAUUGAGAUUGAAAUCACGGCGACGCCCGCGGAAAUACCUUACUUUGAUCUGAUCCGCGUCCCCGUUCUCAAGACGCAGCUGCCAGACGACUUUGUGGGUUUCCCCGAGACUGCGGGCUUCAUCUCGAUCGAAAGCCCGCACUUUCAGCAGAGCAGCUCAGGGGCCAACAACGGGACCGUGCACUUUGUGACAAUGCCCUACCUUGGCAGUCGAAGCGAGUCCGGCGCCCUGGCGGUGCGCCGGUACAAGGCGGCCCGUCAGAACAACGCGGCCGCGCGCGACGCGUGGGUGGAGUACAGCAUCUACCUGUUCACCGACGCGGACGACACUUCGGCCACGCUCUACUGCACCACGGGACUGGAGACGGAUCCUCAGCUCAAGAUGGAGUACUCGCUUACCUUGGACGACGCACCCGUCAACAUGACACGGGUCCUGGGGGACUACAUCUCGGAGGACUAUAUAGGAGACGUGCCUCCUGUCUGGGUGGACCAGGUCAUGGACCAGGUCUGGACGUUGCAUGUAGACCUGGGGCCCAUUGAGGCAGGGGAGCAUACCCUGCGAUGGGCAGUGAACUCGCCCGAGGUGUAUCUAGAAAAGAUCGUGCUCGACACGCACGGUGGCGUGAAGCCAAGUUACCUCGGACCCCCUGAGACGUCGCUCGUGGGGGCUUAG